CAGAGGUUGAGUCCUCUGUUUAACACUAAAGGAUUUAUCUAUUUACUGACACAGGAUGAACAAGCAGAUCUGUUUAAGCAACAUGACUGAGCCUUAAGGAUUUCUAUCCACUGUGUUAGAUCUGACCAUUAUAUUCCUGCGAUUUAUUUUAAGCAAACUACCCAAAAAGUGAUUCUAAGAGCCAGAAAAUGCUUCUCUCAGACAUUACGUUUGCUUUUCUCAUGGUCUACAUCACAUCCAUAACUGCCGUGAUUGGUUUGAUAAAGAAGAGUCGCUGUGACGUCAGCAAAUCUGUAUCUUUUGAUACAGAUUGCACCUCCUGUGCAGCAAAUUUAAAAGUAAUGUGCCCAUCAACUAAAGUAACAUCAGGAAAGGGGAAGCGAGGUUGCAGGUAUACAGUGAAUACGGGAGGAGUAACUCUAUCUCUAGUUGGAUGCCAACAAACCUGUAGGUCUCUUGUUGUAGAACGUCAGUGCUGUAAAGGAUUUUGGGGGUCAAAUUGCAAUGAAUGCCCUGGGGGAUCUGAAAAUCCAUGCACUGGACAUGGCGCCUGUUUUGACGGAAUAAAUGGAAAUGGGACUUGCGUUUGUAAUGAUGGAUUUUCUGGAGACGCCUGCGAGGACUGUAGUGAUGACAAUCUGUAUGGCCCUAACUGUUCGUCAGCUUGUGACUGUAAACAUGGAGUUUGUAACAAUGGAAUUACUGGCGAUGGAAGCUGUAUUUGUACAGCUGGCUUCACUGGGCCACAAUGUGAUCAAGAAGACCCACCUUGUAAAACAUUAAACUGUGGGUAUUCUUCUCGUUGUGUGUUGUCAACAUUGGGGAGACUUAUGUGUGGUUGUAUGCCAGGCUACAGUAAGAAGAAUACCAACAGUUGCAAACUCGAGUCAGCCUGUAAACCUUCAUCUUGCUCUCGAGAUGCUGUCUGUAUGUCAACGGGGCCACAAAAAUUUAAAUGCAUGUGUAAAACUAAUUUUUAUGGAAAGACCUGCAAACCAUUUAAUCCUUGUACACUAAACAACGGUGGGUGCAUAGAAAAUUCUACAAGAUGCAAAUACCAGGGUCCAGGAAGGUCUUAUUGCAGUUGCAAUCCUGGAAUGGUCACCAAAAAUAUAUCUGCUGGAUGCUAUUUUCCCCCCACAUGCAGUAUAAAUGUCUGUGAUAAAAGUGCAAACUGUGAAGUAUCCGCCACUGGUAAAAAGCUUUGUCUUUGUGAAAAUGGAGAGAUUGGAGACGGCAAAGCUUGUUAUGGAAAUAUUUUACAUCAGAUUCAGAUGAUAAAUAUGGAGCCACCAUUUAGGAAGAAAAUAACUGGUGCACUAAGGAUAUUUGAGGAAGGAUGUGCCUUGGCAUUGAGAAAACAUGGCCCUUUCACAAUACUUGUUCCUACUAUGAAAAUACAGGAAAUGAAUGAAACACUUGCAAAAGAAAUAUGCAAAGUUCAUAUAAUUCCUGGCCAGCAUUUGCUAGAGGAUUUAACAGAAACUAGAAAGCUGCAGACAUUGAGUGGCGAUACACUGGAUUUUCCAUCCACUGUCUUUAAGACUAAAGAUGGCAAAUUUUACCAGAUUUUGAAAGCUAAUCAACCAGCAUCCAACGGGGUCAUUCAUAUUAUUAAUAAAGUCAUUAAGGUGGACUCAAAGGAAAAUUAUGGAAACACAAAGAUGACCAUUGGUGACAUUCUUGCUAAAAGAGAAGAGUUUAACAGAUUUGAAACAAUGCUUGAGAACUGUGGGCUUCCCCCAAUAUUAAAUAAUCCAGGAUCUUUUACAGUGUUUGUUCCAACUAACAAAGCUGUGGAUGCAUUAAGAGAUGGGAGGCUAAUCUUUCUUUUCACUCAGGCAAAACACAAACUCUUGGCAUUGGUAAAAAACCAUAUUGUCUCAUCAGCAGCUAUUACAGUAGACAGACUUAUCACAAUGCCAUAUAUUUUGACAUCUGCCAAUGAGGCCUUGCAUGUUAACAUCACUGAAAAUGGGCAAAUUACCUUGGGAGACUCAGGAUCCAUUUUACAACAGAAUGAUAUUAUUGCUUCUAAUGGUAUCAUACAUAUUAUAGAUGAUACUUUAAUUCCUUCAAGUAUUUUGCCAAUUCUACCACAUCAAUGUAAUGAGACACGUUAUGAAAUCAUAAAGGGCACAUGCUCGAGCUGUGAUUCUGUCGCGCCCUGUCCGGACGAUAGCACAGACUUGGGAACAGUUGAAAAAGAAUGCAUUUUACAGGACAGUAAUAACAGUACUUAUGGCUGUGCUAGACUAUGCAAUCAAACUGUUACUGAAAUUGGCUGCUGCAAAGGUUUUUUUGGCCCUGACUGCAAACCAUGUCCAGCAGGAUUUUCUGAACCAUGUUACGGCAGAGGAACUUGCAACGAUGGUAUGAGAGGAAAUGGCAAAUGUCAGUGUUUUGAGAAGUUUAAAGGAACUGUCUGUCACAUUUGCUCCAAUCUAAAUAAACAUGGGCAUGAUUGUGAGGAAGACUGCAAGUGUUUGCAUGGGACUUGCGAUAACAGACCAGGAAGCAAUGGAGUAUGUCAAGGAGGUCGUUGCCUAGAUGGUUACACUGGAAUAUUUUGUGAUCAACACUCAGAACCUUGUGGGAUAUCAAACAUCACACAAAACUGUCAUGUGAAUGCUAGGUGUGAAAUCAUUGAUGGCAGUGAAAGAUGUGUUUGUAGUGAUGAAUUUAAAGGAGAUGGAUCUACAUGUGUUCCCAAAAACCUAUGUGAACAGCCUGAUCGAGGUGGAUGCAGUGAAAAUGGCAUUUGUAUCUAUGUUGGUCCAGGCCAUGCAACUUGCAAGUGUAAUUCUGGAUGGAGCGGAGAUGGUAUUGAAUGCUUACCAAUUGAUAACUGUGCAUUGGAGAGUAGAGGUGGCUGCCAUGAUAAUGCUACUUGCAAUUACAUCCAACCAGGAGAGAAUGACUGCACAUGUAAAAGAGGAUAUGCUGGGGAUGGGUAUUUCUGUGACAUGGUGGAUCUGUGCCUGGAAAACAAUGGCGGCUGUCAUGAUAUGGCUCAAUGCAAACUAGGGAUGAACAGAGAGAGAACAUGCACGUGCCCUGAAGGCUUUGCUGGGGAUGGACUGAUAUGUUAUGGAGACAUUUUAACGGAAUUGAGUAGUAACCCAGAUCUAUACAUCUUUAAUCAGUGGAUAAAGAGUUCUCAGUUGAAAAUCCCGCAAGGAACAAAUGUUACUGCUUUUAUACCUUCUGAUGUGGUCAUUAAAGGGGUUUCUGAAGAACAGAAGAAAUUUUGGCUUGACCCAUACAGAUUGCCGUUUUUAGUAAGGUCUCACUUUCUUCAAGGGGUGUUCACAUCUGAUCAGCUCAAGCUGUACGAUGGAAAGGAAUUAUCCACACUUGACCCACGGACAAAGUGGGAUGUGGCACACAUCAAUGGGAGUAUUACAAUAAAUAAUGCAAGCACUAUAAUAACUGACAUUCCAGCGAUUAAUGGAUUCAUUUUUAUUAUUAACAAGAUUUUGAUACCACCACUGGGAAGUAUCCCUCCUCAAAAGCCAACGUUAACGCAACAACUGAAGCAGAUGCCAGCAUUCAGCAAGUUUAAAGAGGCAAUAGAGAACUUUGGUUUAGCUGAAGAAAUUGAGUCAUCAGAACAGAAGUACACAAUUUUUGUGCCUGGAAAUUCUGCAAUACUGGAAUAUUACAAUGAAUCUGGCAUAGAGCAAAUGGAUAACAACACCAUAAAAUACCAUAUUAUUCUUGGGUUUAAACUUUUGCCUGCAGACUUGAAAAAUGGGAUUCACAAAGACAGCAUGUUAGGAUCCUCCUAUUGGCUCAUUUUCUAUGAAAGGGAUAAUAAGACCUUUGUGCAUGAUGUCCCACUGCAAGGUACUUUUUUUGAAACAAAGAAUGGAAUUCUUAUAGGAAUCUCAAGCGUUCUAAAGAUUCACAAAAACCGAUGUGAUACAAGUACAGAAUUUGUAAAUCAGACAAAAUGUGGCGAUUGUAUGAGAAAAAUAAAGUGUCCCAAAGGUACUACUCUCAAGGAAACAUCAAUAAGAGGCUGUACAUAUAAAAGAAGGAGCAGAAUCACUUUUGGCUGCCUGUUUCAGUGCAUCAGAUCAGAUGAAGUAUCACAAUGUUGUAAAGGAUACUUUGGACAUCAGUGUCUUAUGUGUCCAGGGGGACAAGGCAACUGGUGUUCAAAUAAUGGUAAUUGCACUGAUGGAAUCACUGGUAAUGGAGAAUGCAUUUGUAAAAUGGGCUUUCAUGGUACUGCUUGUGAAAUGUGUGAGCCUGGAAAAUAUGGGAAUGACUGCCAAUCAGAGUGCAAGUGUAAAAAUGGGACAUGUAAUGAUGGAAUACUGGGUGACGGGACUUGCCAGUGUGAGAAGGGCUGGAGUGGCCAUACUUGUGACAGAGAUAUUAAAAAUGAUUUAUGCAAUGACACCUGCGAUAUUUAUGCCAACUGUAUUGUGGAUGCUAAAAACUCUACAACAUGCACCUGCAUUGCUGGAUUCUCUGGUAAUGGGACUCAUUGCUCAGAAAUCCACACAUGUACUGUCAAUCGGGGUGGAUGUUCCCAGUAUGCCACAUGCAAAAGAGUUUCCGCUGGAUUACGAACCUGCACGUGUAUGGUAAACUACACUGGAGAUGGAAUUAUAUGUAAUGAAAUUGAUGCCUGUCUAGAGAAUAAUGGUGGGUGUGAUCGAUUUGCCGAAUGCAUCAAAACUGGACCCAACAAAGUUGCAUGUAACUGUCGUACUGGAUAUGAAGGUGAUGGAAAAAAUUUGUGUAACCCAAUCAACCUUUGCUAUAAGAACAAAGCAGAAUGUAGCCCAUUUGCUUCAUGCAGUUAUGAAGGGCCGGGGGAGUUUACAUGCAAAUGUAAAUCAGACUAUGUUGGCGACGGACGAAAAUGCACAGGAAACAUAGUUCAGGAACUCCGUUAUAACCAACAAACAACUUUCUUUUAUCAAAUGCUUCAGAGUGAGGUGAUCAAAGAUUUACAAGGAAAUGGACCUUAUACAGUUUUCAUACCAGAGCACGAAGUGAUUUAUAACAGCAGCAUGAUUAAAGAAUGGAGGAAUACAAAAUAUUUAAAGAACUUGCUACGCUAUCAUAUGGUUGGAUGUCAGCAGUUGCUACUUAGUGACCUUGCAGAACAAACCUCAUUAACAACAUUAUCAGGUGGAAUUCUUAAUGUGUCAUCAAAGGCCGAUGGUGUAUAUUUAAAUGAUUUAAUUAAAAUCACCCAAAGUGACUUAAUCGCAACUAAUGGUGUUAUUCAUUUAAUCGAAAAUAUUCUAGUUCCAGAGAUUAAAAAUAAUACAAAAACAUCAGAAAAGCAAGCGGAGUUAAAUAUUACUGAAGCUGCAGAGAUAUAUGGGUACUCCAUGUUUAUCAAACUCCUAAAGGAUUCUAAUUUGCUGUCCUUGUUAAAUCUAAAAAUCCAUCAACCUUUUACAAUGUUGUGGCCUACAGAUGAAGCCUUCAAUUCCCUACCUGAGGAGAGGAGGAACUGGUUAUAUCACUCUUCUCACAGGGAUAAACUUGAGGCCUAUCUCAAAGUUCAUAUUAUUAGGGAUACAAAGCUAAUUGCAGCAAAUCUUCCUCAAGCAAAUUCAAUAAGAACAAUGCAUGGAUCAACCAUAUCAUUUGAGUGCAGCAAAAAGAACAUUGGAGAAAUUAUUGUGAAUGAGAAUGAUGCAAGAAUUGUCCAGAGGAAUAUGGAAUUUAAAUAUGGAAUUGCUCAUGGAAUUGACCAGUUAUUAGAACCACCAAAUAUUGGAGCUCGAUGUGAUAACUUUACAGAAAAAGAAAUAGAAAAACCCUUACAAAGAUGCAGUGACUGUGGAAGUUAUCUGACCUGUCCUUCAGGAUCUUAUGAUACUGGGGAGCUAACGUUCUGCGUAAUGAAAAGGCCUGCUUUUCAACAUUCUCACCACAUUUACUCAGGCUAUUCCAGACGGUUUGACCAAUUCUAUCCUAGUUAUAUGCCUUAUAAUUCUAUUGGUUGCUCAAAGAAAUGUGUCACUGUUGUGUGGACACCACAAUGCUGUAAAAACCACUAUGGAUCUGAUUGCCAAGUUUGUCCUGGUGGUCUGGAAAGUCCAUGCAGUGACCAUGGUUCAUGUGAUGACGGAUUGGCAGGAACAGGAACCUGCAAAUGUUCAAAAGGUUUCAAUGGAACUGCUUGCGAAAUCUGCUCCCCGGGCAGAUAUGGGCCAAACUGUGAAGUUUGCAGAUGCACAGACAAUGGUAAAUGCAUUGAUGGAAUAUCCGGUGAUGGAUCAUGUUUCUGCAAUGAAGGAUGGUCUGGUCAGAAAUGUGGAAUCAAGUUAAAUGUUAAACCUGUGUGCUCACCUGCCUGUGAUGAUAAUGGGACUUGUAGAGCAAACAACACAUGCAUAUGUAAUCCUUACUAUGAUGGAGACGGAAGAUCUUGCACAGUAAUUGACAUGUGUAAGGAUCAAAAUGGUGGCUGCAGUAUCCAUGCCAACUGCACACAAGUUGGAGUAGAUGUGUCGUGCAACUGUUUUUCAGAUUAUGAAGGGGAUGGUAUUAUUUGCAGCCCUAUCGAUCUCUGUGCCAAUGGGAACAAUGGUGGAUGCAAUGAACAUGCAACAUGUAUCAAUAUUGGAGCAAACUUGCGUAGAUGUGAAUGCCAUGAUGGUUUUGUCGGUAAUGGAAUACAAUGUCUAGAAAAAGUGAUUCCACCAGUAGAUCGUUGCCUUGAAGAAAACGGAGGAUGCCACUCUCUUGCUGAAUGCACUGAUCUUCAUUUUCAAGAAAAAACUGCAGGUGUGUUCCAUUUACAGUCACCUAAAGGAAAAUAUCAGUUUACCUACAAAGACGCUGAGGACGCUUGUGUGUCUGAGGGAGCUUCUAUAGCCACCUUCAGCCAGCUCUCUGGAGCUCAGCAGAUGGGAUUUCAUCUCUGCCUGGUUGGAUGGCUGAGCAACCAAACAGCCGGCUACCCAACAACAUCCCCUAACCCAAGCUGUGGCUCAGGUCAUGUUGGAAUUGUGGACUACAAACAGCGAAGUAACAUUAAUGAAAAAUAUGAUGUCUAUUGCUUCCGCGAUCAAGAUGUACAGUGCACUUGUGGCUCUGGCUAUGUGGGUGAUGGUAUAUACUGCAAUGGAAACCUCCUUGAAGUUUUGGAAGACAAUUUUCAGUUUUCAGUGUUUUAUUCUUUGUUACUUGAUUAUGCCAAUGCUACUGACAAAGGGGUAGAAUUUCUUGACUUCCUUUCCAAUGGAACCUUCCCCAAAACUUUAUUUGUCCCAGAGGAUGGUAGCUUUGAGAAAAAUGUGACUUUAACAUGGCGGGACCUGGAGCAUCACGUAUCUGACGUAUUUCAGAAUUACGCAAAUCUCACUAACAGUAGUGUUCUGGUUUCUAAACUAGGAUACAACCUUUCCAUUUCUGAUCACACCUCAGCAAACUGCAAUGCUACCUCAUGUCCUAAGGUUGUAAAUAACAAGGUGAUUGUUAGCUGGGAUAUUCCAGCCUUUAAUGGAAUUAUUCAUGUGAUAAAGGGACCCCUUAUUGCACCACUUGUUCAGGAAGCACGUAAAGAUCCAAUAAAUCAUCCAAUAACUAUGGGAGUGGUUGCGUCAUUGGUGACUGUAUUUAUUGUCAUUGCUGUUACUGCUGGCUUCUUCUAUUACAAGCAGCAAAAUAAAGGAUUUCGAUUCAGACAGUUUAAGGCUGAAGAAGAUGAAGAUGACACAUACAUAAAUGGAAAUGUGAAUCCCCCACUGGUAUCCAUACCGAACCCAGUUUAUGGAGCAAGCAAUGCUUUUUUUGAGCCAUUUGAAGAUUCUUUUGAUGAUAAAGAUAACCAAGAUGUUCUCAAACUAUUUCAUUGAUAUUUGUGACAAAAGAAAUAUUAACAAGAAUUUAUUUGGAAACAAGAAAAAUGAUCUGCCGUGCAUUUGGAUUGUCAUCUUGUGAAUGUUUCGCGGGUCACCUACACAACAUACGUUGUACUUCUUAUUACCCAGAAUUCUUAAAAGCCAUAGAAGCAUUUUUUUAAUAAUUUUAAUGAUUUCUUAUGUGCAAAAACUGGCAAAUGACCUUUCUGGUGACUUGAGAUUUAUUACUAAAUAGGAAUCAUUUUGUAACAGAGCAAAGAUAAACUGUUUAGCGAUAAUUGAAAAGCUUUAUUUAAAACAUGUGAUGAUUCAUUUUAAAAAAAAUAAGGUCAGAUAUGUUAUAUCCAAAUUUCCAUAGACUGAUCACAAGCAUGUCAUUUUAACCAAUCAAACACUGGAAUCAUUGUUUACAUAGUGAAUGAUUUCAUAAAGCAACCAUGGUCUAUAUGUAUGAUAAGAAAGAGUAAAUAAGUAAACUCUAUGAGAAUACUGUUGUAAUUAUAAUAAAUGACAAAGAUUAAAAA
This is a messenger RNA of Bombina bombina (fire-bellied toad), 8368 nucleotides long. It is a transcript of the gene STAB1, whose product is annotated as stabilin 1. Bases 189 to 7838 code for a protein of 2549 amino acids. Gene Ontology annotation, molecular function: hyaluronic acid binding. Gene Ontology annotation, biological process: cell adhesion. The record is from RefSeq and is a predicted model, not a curated record. The transcript has 69 exons. NCBI's taxonomy places the organism in Eukaryota, Metazoa, Chordata, Amphibia, Anura, Bombinatoridae.